AUGGAAAAAGUCCAACCUUCCCUCGAGGAGGUAUCCUCUAUCCUCUCCAAAUCAAGAACCUCCAAAUUCCCUCCGAAUCUUGUGCCGCUAUGCGCCCAGAUCCCCGCAGACCUUUUUACACCCACACAAGCAUAUCUAAAAGUAUCAGAGGGUUCCAAACUCUCGUUUCUCUAUGAAAGUGCGGCAACGACUGGGACAAUCGGGCGAUACAGUUUUGUCGGAGCGAAUCCCCUCAAAGUCAUUAAAUCAGGCCCGGGCCAUGGACCGGAAGAAGAUCCUCUUCCUCGACUCGAACAAGAGCUUGCACAGUACAGAGUCGCCAGUGUACCCUCCCUCCGACUGCCGCCCUUGACUGGAGGAGUUAUUGGGUAUGUUGGCUAUGACUGUGUCCGAUACUUCGAGCCCAAGACGGCUCGACCUAUGAAAGAUGUCUUGAAACUGCCCGAGAGUUUCUUCAUGCUCUACGACACAAUAGUGGCCUUCGAUCAUUUCUUCAACGUCUGCAAGGUCAUUACAUAUCUACGGGUCCCAUCAUCCGGGUCCGCCACAGAUCUGCAGACGGCGUAUGAGAAAGCAUGCGGAACACUGCACAGAACGAUUUCCCUCCUGCAGGCGGAACACAUACCUCUACCAUACCAACCGCCCAUAGCCCUCGACCAGCCUUCAAAAUCAAAUUUCGGCAAGACAGGAUAUGAAGCCCACGUUACACGGCUUAAGAAGCAUGUGUGUAAAGGAGACAUCAUUCAGGCCGUGCCUUCACAUCGGAUAUCCCGACCCACGACGCUCCAUCCCUUCAACAUCUAUCGGCAUUUACGAACGGUCAACCCGUCGCCGUACCUGUUCUACAUCGACUGCGAGGAUUUCAGCAUUGUGGGCGCAUCGCCAGAACUCCUUGUGAAAGAAGAGGCCGGUCGGAUCAUAACCCAUCCCAUCGCCGGCACCGUUAAACGAGGCCAGUCGCCAGAAGAAGACGAGCGGUUGGCCGAGGAGCUGAGCAACAGCAUUAAAGACCGUGCUGAGCAUGUCAUGCUGGUCGACCUGGCCAGGAACGACAUCAACCGCGUCUGUGACCCUUUGUCGACUCGCGUUGACCGACUCAUGGUCGUGGAGCGAUUCAGUCACGUCCAGCAUCUGGUCAGUCAAGUCUCAGGCGUACUCAGAGAGGGCGAGAAUCGCUUUACUGCUUUCCGAAGCAUUUUCCCUGCGGGCACAGUGUCGGGCGCGCCCAAGGUAAAGGCUAUGGAGCUCAUUGCAGAACUAGAGCAGGAGAAACGAGGCGUCUAUGCUGGUGCGGUCGGGUAUUUUGGCUUUUCCCGCGUGUCACUCGACGGAUCCAAGAUUGAAGACGAGGGGGCGAUGGAUACCUGCAUUGCGUUACGCACGAUGGUGGUGAAGGACGGAGUUGCAUACUUGCAAGCCGGCGGAGGUAUUGUCUUUGAUAGUGUCGAAGAGGAUGAAUGGAUCGAGACGAUGAACAAGCUAGGAGCGAAUAUUAGAACGAUCGAAGAGGCGGAGAAAAGGUAUUUGGAACUCGAAAAGCUGCGGAAUGGGAAUGCAGCCGGCCAGCCAAAUGUGUUCACAGCCAACACUUUCUUCACCUUCGACAAUCCUCAACUGCUGGUAACUGUCAAGGCUCUCCUCAGUCUUGACAGCCCUGAUCAGCAAACCGCCGACAAUAUGAAGUUGAAUAUCUCGUACCCGGCCAACGGGUCGCAGAAAUUGAUCGAAGUCGAAGAUGACCGCAAGCUGCGCGUCUUCAUGGAGAAGCGCAUGGGCAACGAAGUCCCAGGCGACAGUUUGGGAGACGAAUGGAAGGGCUAUAUCUUCCGCAUCACCGGUGGUAAUGACAAGCAAGGCUUUCCCAUGAAGCAGGGUGUCAUGCUCCCUACUCGUGUCAAGCUCCUCCUCGCCGAUGGCCACUCCUGCUACCGACCUCGACGAACCGGAGAACGCAAGCGCAAGUCUGUCCGCGGCUGCAUUGUUGGCCAAGAUCUCGCCGUCCUCGCUCUUUCCAUCGUCAAGCAAGGCGAUGGCGAGAUUCCGGGUCUCACCGACGUGGUCAACCCCAAGCGCCUGGGUCCCAAGCGAGCCACCAAGAUCCGAAGGUUCUUUGGCUUGAGCAAGCAAGAUGAUGUCAGGAAAUUUGUCAUCCGUCGCGAAGUCGUCCCUAAGAAAGAAGGCGCCAAGCCGUACACCAAGGCCCCCAAGAUCCAGAGACUUGUCACUCCCCAACGCAUGCAACACAAGAGACACCGCAUCGCCCUCAAAAGAAGACGCGCCGAGGCUGCCAAAGAUGCUGCGAACGAGUAUGCUCAGUUGCUGGCCAAGCGUGUGCACGAAGAGCGUGAGAAGAGAACCGAGUUGAGGAAGAGACGUGCAUCCUCGAUGAGGAAGGAGUAG
Molecule: messenger RNA, 2400 nt
Organism: Fonsecaea erecta
Lineage: Eukaryota; Fungi; Ascomycota; Eurotiomycetes; Chaetothyriales; Herpotrichiellaceae
Product: anthranilate synthase component I, variant
Exons: 6
Coding region: 1-2400 (799 amino acids)
Biological process (GO): translation; L-tryptophan biosynthetic process
Cellular component (GO): ribosome
Molecular function (GO): anthranilate synthase activity; structural constituent of ribosome
Source: RefSeq, a predicted model, not a curated record